AUGUUUCGCACUCCGUUUCCAAACAAAAAACCUUUGGUAGAUGAUAACUCUACGUCAAAAGUAUUUCUUCCAGAUUUGAAUGUUCGUUUGAUAUGUCCAGAAUGUAGAAAUUCUCAAGCAAAUUUGAUUGAAGAAUACUCGAGUGGAGAUAUAGUUUGUGGAGAUUGCGGUUUAGUCCUUGCAGAUCGUAUUAUCGACACAAGACCUGAAUGGCGUACUUUUAGCGGCGAUGAUAAUGGUUCGGAUCCUUCUCGAGUUGGUGCAGCAGCAGACCCAUUAUUGAAGGAUUCAGCUUUGAAUACAAAUAUUUCACCAAAGGGUCGUAAAGGUUUAACUAGAGCACAUAUUAAAGCAACAACUAGUGAAUUUGAUAUGACAUUAAAACAUGCAUUCUCGGAAAUUGAAGCAUUGUGUGGUUCAAUGAAUUUAACAAAAGAAAUUUCGGAUACGACAAAACAAUUAUAUAAAAGGUCAAUUGAGGAAAGAUUAUUUCGUGGGAAAAAUCAAUUGGCAAUUUUCUCCGCAUGCAUUUUUAUCGCAUGUAGGGUUAAAAAAGUUGCGAGAUCUUUUAGAGAAAUUUGCUUUUCAUCACAAGUUUCUAUAAGAGAGAUUGCAAGAUGUUAUAAAAUAUUACAUCAAAAUUUGGUAUUGAAUGUUGGACAAAUGACUUCUGAAGAUUUAAUGAUUAGAUUUUCUCAGAGUUUAAACUUACCGAGAGAUCUUCAAAUCACCGCCACAAGAUUAAGCAAGCGAACCGAUGAUUUAGGUUUACUUACUGGUAGAAAUCAAAAUACCAUCGCUGCUGUUUGUAUUCAUUAUGCAUCUGAAAUUUCUCAUGGUGGGAUCCCUAUUGAUGAUAUCGCAAAAGUUUCUGGAAUGGCUAUUGGUUCUAUCAAAUCAGUUUACCGUUUGCUUCAUGCUAAACGAGAAAGCUUUCAAGAUAUAAUUGAUAAUAGAGAAAGGGUCAUGUCGUAA
Molecule: messenger RNA, 975 nt
Organism: Funneliformis caledonium
Lineage: Eukaryota; Fungi; Glomeromycota; Glomeromycetes; Glomerales; Glomeraceae
Source: the annotation of a GenBank genome assembly